Molecule: messenger RNA, 5932 nt
Organism: Sphaeramia orbicularis (orbiculate cardinalfish)
Lineage: Eukaryota; Metazoa; Chordata; Actinopteri; Kurtiformes; Apogonidae
Gene: kidins220a
Product: kinase D-interacting substrate 220a
Exons: 31
Coding region: 1-5124 (1707 amino acids)
Molecular function (GO): PDZ domain binding; protein kinase regulator activity
Source: RefSeq, a predicted model, not a curated record
AUGGAUACCACCACCUCCCUGAAGAUGACCUCCCUGGCUGUCCAGAGUCUUUUCAGCUAUGUGGAGGAGGAGAACCUGGCUGCAGUCAAAGCACAUUUGGACAAGUUCAGAGACGUGGACAGCAGGAGUGACAAUGGACAAACUCCCCUGAUGGUGGCGGCGGAGCAAGGCAAUCUGGAGAUUGUGCAAGAGUUCAUUAGAAGAGGAGCCAACGUGAACUUGGAUGAUGUUGACAGCUGGACGGCGUUGAUUUCAGCGGCUAAGGAGGGCCACAUUGAGGUGGUGAAAGAACUACUGGAGAACAAUGCUAAUCUGGAACACCGAGAUAUGGGUGGUUGGACGGCUCUCAUGUGGGCAGCGUAUAAAGGUCGUACAGAUGUGGCACAGUUGCUCUUGGAAAAAGGAGCAAACCCAAACAUCACUGGCCAGUACAGCGUCUACCCCAUUAUCUGGGCGGCGGGUCGAGGCCAUGCAGAGAUUGUCCAUCUCCUGCUGCAACACGGCGCCAAGGUCAACUGUUCAGACAAGUAUGGAACCACCCCUCUGAUCUGGGCAUCCAGGAAGGGCCACUAUGAGAGUGUGAUGCACCUUCUGGCCAAUGGAGCUGAUGUGGACCAGGAAGGAGCAAACUCCAUGACGGCUCUGAUUGUAGCAGUGAAGGGCGGUUACACUGAAGUGGUCAAGGAGGUGCUGAAGAGAAACCCAAAUGUCAACAUGACGGACAAAGAUGGUAACACAGCCCUGGCCAUCGCAGCCAAAGAGGGACACACUGAGAUCGUACAGGACCUGCUGGAUGCCGGUACCUAUGUCAAUGUCCUGGACAGGAGUGGAGAGACAAUGCUGAUUGGAGCAGUGAGAGGAGGUCAUGUGGAGAUAGUCAGAGCUCUGUUGAAUAAAUAUGCUGAUAUUGAUGUCAGGGGACAGGAUGGCAAGACUGCCCUCUACUGGGCUGUAGAGAAAGGCAACGCUACCAUGGUCAGAGACAUCCUGCAGUGUAACCCUGAUACAGAGAGUUGCACAAAGGAAGGAGAAACUCCACUUAUUAAAGCCACAAAAAUGCGGAAUAUAGAGAUAGUGGAGCUGCUGUUGGAUAAAGGAGCCAAAGUGUCUGCAAUCGACAAGAAAGGAGACACACCCCUCCACAUUGCCAUCCGAGGACGGAGCCGUAAGUUGGCUGAGCUGCUGCUGAGGAACCCUAAAGAUGGUCGCCUGCUGUACCGCCCCAACAAGGCCGGAGAGACACCAUACAACAUUGACUGCACCCACCAGAAAAGCAUCCUCACACAGAUAUUUGGAGCCAAGCAUCUCUCCCCCACUGAGUCAGAUGGGGACAUGCUGGGUUAUGACCUGUAUAGCAGCGCUCUUGCAGACAUCCUCAGCGAGCCCACCAUGCAGCCACCUAUUUGUGUCGGACUGUACGCCCAGUGGGGAAGCGGCAAGUCUUUCCUACUGAAAAAACUAGAGGAUGAGAUGAAGACAUUCGCGGGGCAGCAGAUAGAGCCGUUGUUCCAGUUCUCCUGGCUGGUAGUCCUCCUUACCCUGUUACUCUGUGGCUCAGUGGCUGUCGUCCUGGGGUUCACUGUUGAUCCUAUGCUGGCUAUUGCUGUCUCCCUCAGCCUCCUUGCAUUGCUCUAUAUCUUCUUUGUGCUGGUGUAUUUUGGAAGCCGCCGUGAAAGGGAAAGCUGGAACUGGGCAUGGGUCAUCAGUACCCGUCUGGCCCGCCAUGUUGGCUACCUGGAACUGCUGCUCAAGCUCAUGUUUGUUAACCCACCUGAACUUCCAGAGCAGACCACUCGUGCACUUCCUGUCAGGUUCUUGUUCACGGAUUAUAACCGUCUGUCCAGUGUCGGAGGGGAGACGUCCAUGGCAGAGAUGAUUGCCACUCUCUCCGAUGCCUGUGAGAGGGAGUUUGGCUUUAUGGCCACCAGGCUAUUCAGGGUUUUCAAGAAUGAUGAAGUCCAAGGCAAGAAGUGGAAAAAGACCUGCUGUGUUCCCUCCUUUGUGCUCUUUGCCUUUACACUAGGCUGUCUGAUCACUGGCAUUGCCCUUUUGGCUAUCUGUAAGGUGGACCCUGAGAACCUGACACUGAAUGCGGUGCUGAUAGCGAUGGCCAGUGUAGUAGGCCUGGCCUUACUACUCAACUGUAGAACGUGGUGGCAGGUGGCCGACUCCGUCCUCAACUCCCAAAGAAAACGUCUUCAUAGCGCUGCCAACAACUUGCACAAACUCAAGAGUGAAGGAUUUAUGAAGGUUCUGAAGCAUGAGGUGGAGUUAAUGUCAAAGAUGGCCAAAACCAUCGAUGGCUUCACUCAAAACCAAACACGCAUGGCUGUAAUCAUCGAUGGGCUGGACGCCUGUGAACAGGACAAAGUGCUGCAGAUGCUGGAUACGGUGAGGGUAUUGUUCUCCAAAGGCCCUUUUAUCUCCAUCUUUGCCAGUGACCCCCAUAUUAUCAUCAAAGCCAUCAAUCAGAAUCUCAACAGUGUACUGAGAGACUCCAACAUCAAUGGCCACGACUACAUGAGAAACAUUGUCCACUUGCCAGUAUUCCUCAAUAGCCGAGGCCUGAGCACGGCCAAAAAGCUCUGCAUGGCAGCUCCCACCAACGGAGAUGUGGUGCCUGCUGAGGGAUGGCAUGAAGAUAUGGAGCGGAAGCUGUCUCCUAAUAGCGUGAAUCAAGACCAGUCCAAAUUUGGGAGCAAGAACGCCCUAAACCGCAGGGACACAUACCGACGGCGUCAGAUGCAGAGAACCAUCACUAGACAGAUGUCCUUUGACCUGACCAAGCUGCUGGUGACCGAGGACUGGUUCAGUGACAUCAGUCCACAGACCAUGAGGAGGCUGCUCAACAUUGUCUCCAUCACAGGUCGCUUGUUACGGGCCAAUCAGAUCAUCUUUAACUGGGAUCGGCUGGCAUCAUGGAUCAACCUGACAGAGGAGUGGCCAUACAGAACAUCAUGGAUCAUCCUUUUUCUAGAAGAAACUGAGGGAGUGUCAGAUCAGGUCGCUCUUAAGACUAUCUAUGAGAGAAUCUCCAAGAACAUCCCCACGACUAAGGACGUGGAGCCUCUGUUAGAGAUCGACGGAGACAUCCGCAGCUUCGAAGUGUUUCUCUCCUCCAGGACACCUGUGCUCACAGCCAGAGAUGUAGAAAUGUUCCUGCCCUGCACUGUCAACCUGGACCCAAAACUCAGGGAAAUCAUUGCAGAUGUGCGUGCGGCCAGGGAGCAGAUGCACAUCGGGGGAGUGACCUAUCCCACGCUGCCACUGCAAGAGGCAGUGCCCCGUCCCUCAUCAGGUUACAGCCAGCAUUCUGCCGCUUGCUCCCCGACGGGUUCGUUUGCAGGAUCCCUUCCUCCUCAGCCACAUAGUGCCUACUUCAGUGGGAUGACCGGCCCUCAGCAUCCUUUCUACAACAGGCCUUAUUUUCCCCAUCAUGUGUAUCACCUGCCAAGGCAUUACUCCCACCAUGUCCCCUCAUCCUCGCGUCCCUCCAUUAAACCACCCGGCCAACCUAAGGACAACACCAAUGGACUUCAUUUAAAGUCGCUGCCUUACAAACUGAAGCAGGGGUCUCCUGUGGUCCUGCUCAGCUCUCUGAACACAGAUGCUGUGUGCGAGCGUCUCAAACAUAUCGAUGGAAUCGACCCCAACAUGCUGCCUCAGUAUACUGCCACCAUUAAGAAGGCCAAUAUUAACGGUCGGGUCCUGACGCAGUGCAACUUGGACGAACUGAAGAAAGAGAUGGAGAUGAACUUCGGUGAUUGGCAGCUCUUCAGGGGAAUGGUGGUGGAACAACGACACGCUGAAAGCCAGGCUCUGCUUCAGGAUGAGUCUGGAGCUGCUAGCGAGCAGGGCAGCAGCGUGCACCAUGUGGAGCCCAGCAGGCGCUCAGCCGGAGCCCAGCAUGAGGCCGCGGCUUUCAGCCUCAACCUCAGCUUCGAGGAGCUCAGCGGAGCGGGUCUGGAGGAGCCACCGAGGCACAGCAACAGCAACACACACUGGCCGGUGGUGAAUCACCGCACCGCAAGCAUGUCCAGCCUCAACUCCCAGGAAUCAUCCAAUGACAUCUGUAAACUGACGGACAAGCAGCAGGCCGAGUAUCGUGACGCCUAUAGGGAGUACAUAGCUCAGAUGGCCCAGCUGGAGAUGUCCGGCGGAGGGGGAGAGCGGCCCGUCCAGCCCCAUCCCGGACAGUUCCUCCAGUCCACCGGCGCAGAUGACAAAGGGGCCAAGGACGGGGCCGACCAAGACGGCCGCAAGUCCUUCACCAAGAGGGGCCCCAAGGCAGGCGAUGCCACAGACUUCCCCUCAGGGACCGAUGCCCAGACGUUGGACCCCAUCAGCGAAGAGGAUGAGAAGCUGGACCACAGCUCGUCCUCCAGGAUGAAGGAGGCCGGGCUGAGCUACCACAAGCUGCCCAGCGACGACGACUCGGGUCCAGAAGAGUCCGACAACACCACACCUCUCCUCCACAAAGAGACCAGAGACGGCGCCCGGUCUUCGCACAGAGCCUCGCCGCCCACUGGGCUCCUCCCCAAGCCUGGCUUCCUCCCCGAAAUCCUCCUGGAUAAGAAGGACUCGUCGGACUCAGGGAUGCGCUCCAGCGACAGCUCCUCGGACCGCUCGCUGGAGGAGGCGGAGGGAGACGGGGGCAAGGAGAGGGAGGCCCCGAAACCCAGCCUGAUCGAGCUGGAGCUGGAGGGGCUGGUGAAGAAGAGGGGCCUCCUUCCCAGCAGCCUCAGCGGCCUUCAGGAUGCGACGGUGGCUCGCAUGUCCAUCUGCUCCGAAGCCCCGUCCGAAGCGAGCCUGAUGGCCAGCAGCCCAGACGAGGUGUGGCCGUCCAGCGAGGUCAGCAACCUCAACCGCACCGCCAGCAACACCACCCUCAACAACAACACGAGCGGCCCCUCUGACAACAACACCAACAACAGCCACCAGGCCAACCUCACCGACUCCACCACCACCACCCCCACCUCCUCCUCCUCGGGCGUCUUCGUCUCACCAGCUGUCAUCAUCACCCCCGGCAGCAGCAGCACUGCCAACACCACCGCCGCCACCAUCCACCACAACCAGAACCUGCGCACCAUCAGCCUGGGAGACGAGAGGGAGAGCGUCCUCUGAGAAGCCAUAUGCGACUGCUGUUCUGGAAAGGGUCACGCAGGCUGUUCUCGAUGUUGUCGGUGACGUAACUGUACUGUCGAUGUUGUGAUGUGUUCCAAAAAUUAGAGGUAGAAGAAACGAAUGUAACCAAGAGUUGCUAAUGAAUCGUCACCAAAUCAAAACUCACAUUGAAGUGUGAUAGCGUAGAAAACUGAAUUACCAAACAGAGUUCAAUCAAUCAGUUAUAAACUAUUAAAUUAAGUCCAAACUUUCUUGUUCCAGUUAAAUUUGCGUAUUUUCUUGUUACUUGAAUCCUCUGUUGAGUGUACACUGAAUAUUUGAUAAACACUGUUGUUUUUCAGGAUUUUCUGCAGCCAAAACCAUCAUUAGUUGCAGCUCUAAUACCAAAUAUAUUCAAUUCAGGUUCUAUGGAGUUACUUUAACGCCUUUUGUCAUGUUACAAACCUUUAAAUACCUGUGUUGUCGUUCAGAUACAGUGGUACAUUUGUGAUGUCUUUCUCGUGUUGUGCUAAUAUGUGAAAAUGGUGCGUUUAGUGCUGGAUGUUACAGGAAAAAGGUGUUAUUGCUUUUGCUAAAUGUAGUCAAAGAGUCAAAGAAAAACGAGCCUGUUACUGAGCCGUGUGGAAUGGUGUGCCGUGCUGUGUUUUGUGGUUAGAACGUAUCACACAAAUGGGGAAAAAAAAUGUAGACAGAAGAAAUGUUUUUGCAUGUAAACGUCUUCUAAGUGUCGAUGGUCUCCUCCAAAGUUCCAUGUGAAUCCGUGUUUUGUGAAUCAAUAAAUGUUUCUCGGCCGUGCGGACCCUUGAAA